Monopterus albus (swamp eel) is the source of this 1241-nucleotide messenger RNA. RefSeq names its product neurotrophin 3 (gene ntf3). Gene Ontology annotation, molecular function: nerve growth factor receptor binding; growth factor activity. Gene Ontology annotation, biological process: positive regulation of peptidyl-serine phosphorylation; neuron projection morphogenesis; cell surface receptor protein tyrosine kinase signaling pathway. The record is from RefSeq and is a predicted model, not a curated record. The transcript is spliced from 2 exons. Bases 98 to 979 code for a protein of 293 amino acids. Gene Ontology annotation, cellular component: synaptic vesicle; axon; dendrite. NCBI's taxonomy places the organism in Eukaryota, Metazoa, Chordata, Actinopteri, Synbranchiformes, Synbranchidae.
GGCAGUCCUUGGAACGUGGGAAGUUUUCACCAAAGGAUUCUGUCAAAAAAUUUAUCACCUUCAUGUCGACUCUGUUGGAUACUAACCCGCCGAUGCUAUGGUUGCCUUUAUUACGAUCUUACAGGUGAAUCUAGUGAUGUCUAUCCUGUUGUAUGUGAUGGUCCUCGUGUACCUCUAUGGUAUCCAGGCAACCAACAUGGACAGCAGUCACCAGGGGCAACAGCAGCUGAAUCCUGACCCUUUAAACUCUCUCAUCAUCCAGCUGCUUCAGGCUGACCUGACGAGGGGCAAGACUAGGGGAAACCAGAGCCAACAGGGGAAAAGCAGAGACACAGAACCCCAGGCCAUGCUGCCCCGACUCUUCAUUGCAAACUUUUCUUUAGAGGAGCAGGGUGAUGCAGAGCAGUGGGGAAUGGGGAAUCGUGGCGAUGGCAUGGUGGAGCAGCAAGUAACACUGUUAAACUCAGAUUUACUGAGGCAGCACAAGCGGUACAACUCACCUCGAGUGCUGCUGAGUGACCGGCCACCACUGCAGCCACCACCACUGUACCUUGCAGAUGAUUUUGUGAGCAGUGGAUUUGAGGGUAGAGUAACACCAAACAAGACACGAAAGAAGCGUUACGCUGAGCACAAGAGCUAUCGUGGGGAAUAUUCCGUCUGCGACAGUGAGAGCCAGUGGGUGACGGAUAAAACCCAAGCAGUGGACACUAGGGGGGACUCUGUGACUGUUCUUGCCAAAAUUAAAACCAGUGCCACACAGGACAUCAAACAAUACUUUUAUGAGACAAGAUGUCGGACCCCUAGGCCGUUCAAAGGUGGCUGCAGGGGCAUUGAUGACAAGAACUGGAACUCGCAGUGCAAGACAACACAGACGUAUGUUCGAGCACUGACACAGGUUCGUAAUUCAGUGGGCUGGAGAUGGAUACGCAUAGACACAUCCUGCGUCUGUGCAUUGUCUAGGAAGCGUAACAGGACAUAAAACCAUACAAGCCUUGCUGGGGACUACCUGUUUGGAAUUCUUCCUGUAUAGGAUUUUAUUUCCUGUUCACAAUGGUCACCAUCACAUGAUAAUGUGUCAUGGUGAUGAAGAGCAACAUCUUGCUAUAAAAUGAUACAUCUAUUGAAAAAAUCUUGGGUCCAAUUAAAUAUUUCACAUCAAUGUGCUGCAAACCCACAAGCUAAUGCAGUACUGCUGUUAUGAAAGAACUCACUUUAGAGGUGUUGGGGAGUGAAGGAGUAAG